CAAACCGGAAGUAACGGACCGCACUACUUCCGGGUCACAGCUUUAGCUGACGCCGCUCUGCUGUGUGAUGUAAAGUCUUCGUUUGUCGACCUGCUGAACUAGCUCUGAAGAACAAACUCACUUUCUGCCAGAAGUGUCUGUUAAACCGCCAUCAUGGUGUUGGCCGAUUUGGGGAGGAAGAUCACCUCUGCGCUGAGGUCCCUGAGCAACGCCACCAUCAUCAACGAGGAGGUCCUUAAUGCCAUGCUGAAGGAGGUGUGCGCUGCUCUGUUGGAGGCCGACGUCAACAUCAAACUGGUCAAACAGUUGAGAGAGAAUGUCAAGUCCGCCAUAGAUCUGGAGGAGAUGGCAUCAGGUCUGAACAAGAGAAGGAUGAUCCAGCACGCCGUCUUCAAGGAGCUGGUCAAGCUGGUGGACCCUGGUGUGAAGGCCUGGACUCCAACUAAAGGAAAGAACAAUGUCAUCAUGUUUGUGGGUCUGCAGGGGAGUGGAAAAACUACAACCUGCUCUAAGUUGGCCUAUUAUUACCAGAGGAAAGGAUGGAAGACCUGUCUGAUCUGUGCAGACACUUUCAGAGCAGGUGCCUUUGAUCAGCUGAAACAAAAUGCCACCAAAGCCAGAAUCCCCUUCUACGGCAGUUACACAGAGAUGGACCCUGUGGUCAUUGCCUCUGAAGGGGUGGAGAAGUUCAAAGCAGAGAACUUCGAGAUCAUCAUCGUGGACACCAGUGGACGACACAAACAGGAAGACUCUCUGUUUGAGGAGAUGCUCCAAGUGUCCAACGCUGUGCAACCGGACAACAUUGUGUAUGUGAUGGACGCGUCCAUUGGCCAGGCAUGUGAGGCUCAGGCCAAGGCCUUCAAGGACAAGGUGGACGUGGCCUCUGUGAUCGUCACCAAACUGGAUGGACAUGCCAAGGGAGGCGGAGCUCUGAGCGCCGUGGCAGCGACCAGGAGUCCCAUCAUCUUCAUCGGAACAGGAGAACACAUUGAUGACUUCGAACCCUUCAAGACUCAGCCCUUCAUCAGCAAACUACUGGGAAUGGGCGACAUCGAGGGACUGAUCGACCGAGUGAAUGAACUGAAACUGGAUGACAACGAGGAGCUGAUCGACAAACUGAAACAUGGCCAGUUCACCCUCAGGGACAUGUAUGAACAGUUUCAGAACAUCAUGAAGAUGGGACCGUUUGGACAGAUCAUGGGCAUGAUUCCUGGUUUUGGGACAGACUUUAUGAGUAAAGGAAACGAACAGGAGUCGAUGGCAAGACUGAAGAAACUGAUGACCAUUAUGGACAGCAUGAACGACCAGGAACUGGACUCUAAGGACGGAGCCAAACUGUUCAGUAAACAGCCCAACCGGAUCCAAAGGGUGGCACGGGGGUCAGGGGUCGCCACCAGGGAUGUCCAGGAGCUGCUCACCCAGUACACCAAGUUCGCCCAGAUGGUGAAGAAGAUGGGCGGGAUCAAAGGCCUGUUCAAAGGUGGAGACAUGUCGAAGAACGUGAACCCGUCUCAGAUGGCCAAACUGAACCAGCAGAUGGCCAAGAUGAUGGACCCCCGAGUCCUGCACCACAUGGGGGGGAUGGCUGGACUCCAGUCCAUGAUGCGUCAGUUUCAACAGGGAGCUGCUGGAAACAUGAAAGGCAUGAUGGGAUUCAACAACAUGUGACCACAAACCCGCCAAUUGCCUUACAGCACAAGAAAAGAAACUCUUUAAAUGGAAGCCCUGCCCCCUUAGAAGGUAAAGGAGGAGGAGGCGGGGCUUAGAGACCAGCGUUUUGAGUUGAAUUUGAGCUUGAAUUCAAACAGGAUUUAAAGAAGUUCCUGUCCCUUUA
Sphaeramia orbicularis (orbiculate cardinalfish) is the source of this 1834-nucleotide messenger RNA. RefSeq names its product signal recognition particle 54 (gene srp54). The record is from RefSeq and is a predicted model, not a curated record. Gene Ontology annotation, biological process: SRP-dependent cotranslational protein targeting to membrane, translocation; SRP-dependent cotranslational protein targeting to membrane. Lineage: Eukaryota; Metazoa; Chordata; Actinopteri; Kurtiformes; Apogonidae. Gene Ontology annotation, cellular component: cytosol; signal recognition particle, endoplasmic reticulum targeting. The transcript is spliced from 17 exons. Gene Ontology annotation, molecular function: GTP binding; 7S RNA binding; ATP hydrolysis activity. The coding region runs from base 154 to 1668 and encodes 504 amino acids.